Molecule: messenger RNA, 771 nt
Organism: Ustilaginoidea virens
Lineage: Eukaryota; Fungi; Ascomycota; Sordariomycetes; Hypocreales; Clavicipitaceae
Exons: 2
Coding region: 1-771 (256 amino acids)
Source: RefSeq, a predicted model, not a curated record
AUGCAGAGGCUAUGGGGGCUUUUCAAGAAACGCAGCUCAAAGCCUGACGAGGAGUCUGCUCCUAGAGGCAAGACACCAGGCGAGUCUGACAAGCCCGAGCCUGAUUCCAGCACAUCCAGAGCAGAGGGCUGGUUACAGCCCAGUUCGAGUGUCACCCGCAAUCAACUCUUGCGUCUCUGUGUUUUGGACGGCAUGGGGGGCGCGUUGUUUUCGGCCUGCAUCAACUUUGUCAUUGCUUACGUCAUGUACAAGACGCAGCCUCGGAACAGCCCCCCGGUACGGCUCUUUCGGCUCCCCAACAGUCUAGCAGGAGAUGCAACCGUCACAAUCUUUGCUCAAUGCAUUCUUCUGUGGUUUGUAAAGCUCAUGUCUGUUUCUUAUGACCUCGGUCGGCGGGCUGUGCAGCCGAUGGGCUUUGUCAAGGAACCAGCCGGCAAACCGAUGCGUCGGCUCAUGUUCCUACCGGAGCAGCGCGGCUCCAAGAUAGAGGCAGCUGGUGUGAGGUCGGUCAUGGCUGUUGUCCACCACGUCCUGAGGAGCCUUUUGCUUGCCUCUGUUGUUUUCCUCGUGCUUUGGCCAGCCUCGAUCGGUAUCCUUGUAAACUUGGGGGAACCCGACCAAGGCGACAGGACAUACGAGAGGCUAUGGACGCCUCAAAUCUUCAAGGCCGUUUUCGGCGGGUUGCUCGGGCUGCUCACUACCCCGACCAUGACGAUUUUUUGGCUCGUCAGAGCUGGCUGGGAAGCAAAGAGGGGACGCUUGACAAGCUGA